UCCCCUUAUCAAGAGAUGGCACGCUAUUCUCAGCCAUAUACAGAUAAUAGGGCACGAGAGAGUUCUGACUCAGAAGAUGAGGAUAAGAAGACAUACUCGAGGCGCACCUCAACUCAUUCCUCCUCUUACAGAGACCUAAGGACAUCGUCAUCCUAUUCUAAAUCUGAUCGGGACUGCAAAACUGAGUCCUCUUACUUAGAGAUGGAGAAAAAAGGGAAGAAUUCUUCAAAACUAGACAGAGAAUCCAAAAGGACUUCAGAAAGUGAAGCAAUGAAAAGAUGUUGUUCUCCCCAUAAUGAACUGGGAUUCGGACGGGGCUUAUCAUAUUCCAAGCAUGAGAAUAGUGCUUCCCAUUACAAAUCUGCCAGUUCAAAACCAAUACCCAAAUCUGAUAAAUUUAAAAAUACUUUGUGUUGUACAGAAUUAAAUGAGGAAAUAAAACACUCUCAUUCUUUUAGCUUACAGACUCCUUGUUCAACAGGUAGUGAAUUAAGAAUAAGGAAAAUUCCUGAAAGAGAAAAAACUGGGUCUGCAUCGCCUUUAAAUCAAUUAAAUGAUUCACCUACUUUAAAAAAGCUAGAUGAGUCACCUAUUUUAAAGUCUGAAUUUAUAGAACAUGAUAGCCAUGAUAAUAUUAAGGAAUUCAACCCUUCAUCUAAAAUGAAGAAUGAUGAACUAAGAAGUUAUUGUCCCAUAGAAUUAAAUAUAAAUGGAUCUCCUGGGGCAGGAUCUGAUUUGGCAACAUUUUACACUUCUAAAACUGACACAGUUUUGAUGUCUUCUGAUGAUAGUGUCACUGGAUCUGCGGUAUCUUGUUUGGUCAAAGCAUGCAUGCUUUCAUCAAAUGGAUUUCAGAAUAUUAAUAGAUGUAAAGAAAAAGACUUGGAUGAUACUAGCAUGCAGCAUAAUAAAUCAGAAAGCCCAUUUAGAGAAACAGAACGUCUGGUGUCGUCACACCAAAAUAAACUCAUGUCUUUGCCAGUUAUGACUGUAGAUUAUUCAAAAACAAUAUUUAAGACAGUUGACACGAGAGUUUCUUGCUGUAAACCCAAAGAUUCAGAUACAUACUGUAUUUCAAGUGACAACAAUUCUCCUUUGUGUCAUUCUGAAACUGAAAAUACUGAACCUUCAGUUACAAAGAUUUCUGCAAAUAGCUUUAUGACUGUACAUUUGAAAUCAAAAGCAGUUACAUGUGAUAAUAGGAAUGUGACAGAUCACUCAAACUUCACAUGUGAAGAAUAUAAGCAGAGUGUCUUAGAAGAACAUAAUAAGAGUAGUGCUAGUUCAACUUGUGUUAAUCAUUUUGAUGAUUUAUGUCAACCUGUAGGGAGUUCAGGUAUUGCUUCAUCUCUUCAGAGCCUUCCACCAGCUAAAGUGGACAGUUUAAAUCUCUUGCAGUGUGGAGAGAGCAUAUCUCCAGUUCAGGAUCCUAUUUUGAAGAGUAAAAGCACAGCAUUUUUAAAGCAUGGAGAGAAAGAAACAGUAGUAGAAGUAGGUAGUGGCCUUCCUGAUUCAGGAAGGGGAUUUGCUUCCUGGGAAAACAGGCAUAAGAGUGGGCUAUCUGGAAAAUGUGUGAAAGGGCCUCAAGAAGGGAGUUCCAGAGUGCCUGAUAAAAGAGGAAGAUCAGAAAUGUCUUUAGAUGAAGAAGAAGGAAGAGGACAUACACAUACUUCUGAUGAUUCUGAAGUUGAAUUUUCUUCUUGUGAUUUGAAUUUAACCAUGGAAGACCAUGAUGGUGUAACAUAUACCUUAAAAUGUGACAGUAGUAGUCAUGCCUCAGAGAUUAUUUCUACUGUCCAUGAAGAUUAUUCUGGUUCUUCUGAAAGUUCAGGUGAUGAAAGUGAUUCAGAAGACACAGAUUCUGAUGAUAGCAGUGUUCCAAGAGACUAUAUUCAAUCUGUUUUGGUUGUGCCAAAGAAUUCUACUUUGCCUAUGGAAGAAACAAAUCCUUGUUCAUCUCAGAGCAGUCAAAGUUAUAGACACUAUUCUGACCACUGGGAAGAUGAGAGAUUAGAGUCAAGGAGACAUUCAUAUAAGGAAAAAUUUGAGAGUAUAGCCAGUUAAGCCUGUCCUCAAACUGAGAAGUUCUUCUUUCAUAAAGGAACAGAGAAGAAUCCAGAAAUUUCUUUUACACAGCGCAGAAGAAAACACAUAGAUAACCACUUACCUGAAAUUGCUCAUCCUCAGAGUGAUGGAGUUGAUGGUACGAGUUAUGCAGAUGUGAAAUCUGAUCUUCCAGGUCAUCCAAAUUCUGAGGAAACAAUGGAAGCCAACAUGCUUUCUAGGCAACAAGGAGAGCUGCCAGUUCAUUCUUCCGAUGAUUCUGAAGAUGUCCCAAACAAAUCUCAGCAUCAGACCAUGUUCCCUUAUAGGUCAGAUAGUAGACUGGGAAAAACAGAGUUGAGUUUUUCUUCGUCUUGUGAAAUCUCCUGAGUAGAUGGCUUCCAUUCAUCGGAAGAGCUCAGAAACCUGGGGUGGGACUUCUCUCAACAAGAAAAGCGUACUACCACAUAAAAACCUGACAGCAGUUAUGGAGCCUAUGGUGGGCAAAAGUAUGAGCCAAGUACAGACCAAUAUGAUGGGACUCAUAAUUCUUGGCAAGGCAAUGGCUACUGGGAUCCAAGAUCAGCAGGUAGACCACCUGGAACUGGGGUUAUAUAUGAUCGAAUUCAGGGUCAGGUACCUGAUUCCUUAACAGAUGAUCAUGAAGAGGAAGAGAAUUGGGAUCAACGAGGAGCUCACUUUUCAAGCCAGUCCAGUAAAUUUUUCCUAUCCCUUCAGAAGGAUAAGGGGUCAGUGCAAGCACCUGAAAUAAGCAGCAAUUCUAUUAAGGACUCUUUAGCUGUGAAUGAAAAGAAAGAUCUUUCAAGAAACUUAGAAAAAAAUGAUAUGAAAGAUAGAGGGCCUCUUAAAAAAAGGAGGCAGGGAUUGGAGAGUGAUUCUGAAAUUGAUGGUGAGCUUCAGGACAGAAGGAAAGAAAGAGUGGAGUUAGAGCAGGGAGAGACAGCAGUAACCCCAGGCACAACACUGGUUGGUCCUUCCUAUGUCAUGGAGGACUUCAGGGACCCACAGCAGUGGAAGGAAUGUGCCAAGCAUGGGAAGGUGCCUUGUCACUUUGAUCUGAUUGAAAAAAAUGUUUAUUUAACAGAAAGAAAGAAGAAUAAAUUUCAUCGAGAUAUUAAGCGAAUGCAGUGUGAGUGUACACCUCUUUCUAAAGACGAAAGAGCUCAAGGUGAAAUAGCAGGUGGGGAAGAUUGUCUUAGUCACCUCCUCAUGAUUGAAUGUUCUUCUCAGUAUCCAAAUGGAUAUUAUUGUUCCAAUAGUUGGUUCCAGAGAAAACAGCAUGCCGAUGUGAAAGUCAUCCUCACAGAAAAGAAAGGCUGGGGCUUGAGAGCUGCCAACGACCUUCCUUCGAACACCUUUGUCCUGGAAUAUUAUGGUGAGGUGCUUGAUUGUAAAGAGUUUAAAGCCUGGGUAAAUGAGUGUGCACGAAACAAAAUCAUCCACUACUAUUUCAUGGCCCUGAAGAAUGAUGAGAUAAUAGAUGAUGCUCAGAAAGGAAAUUGCUCUCGGUUCAUGAACCACAGCUGUGAACCGAACUGUGAGGCUCAAAAAUGGAUUGUGAAUGGACAACUGAAGGUUGCGGUUUUUACCACCAAACUCGUUCCGUCAGGCUCAGUGUUAACAUUUGACUAUCAGUUCCAAAGACAUGGAAAAGAAGCUCAGAAAUGUUUUUGUGGGUCAGUUAAUUGUUGGGUUUACCUGGGAGGAGAGAACAGAGUCAGGAUCAGAGCAGUAGGAGGAAAAAUGAUGAAGGGACGAUCUCGUAAGAAGGAUUCAGGGGAUGCAGAGCUGGAACUGAUGGACAGUGGGGAAGGCCUGUCUGAUAAAAACCAGUUGCUCAGCUUAUCCCUGCUAAUGGUUAGAAUUGAAACUUUGGAGCAGAAACUUACCUGUCUCAAGCUCAUACAGAACACACACUCACAGUCUUGUCUGAAGUCUUUUCUGGAACAUUAUGGGCUGUCUUUGUUGUGGAUCUGGAUGGCAGAACUAGGCGAUGGCCAGGAAAGCAACCAGAAGCUUCAAGAAGAGAUUGUAAAGACUUUGGAACACUUACCCAUUCCUACAAAAAAUAUGCUGGAGGAAAGGAAAGUACUUCCAAUUAUUCAACGUUGGUCUCAGACCAAGACUGCCAUGACUCAGUUGAGUGAAGGAGAUGGGUAUUCUAGUGAGAAUACAUCACGUCCUCAUACAGCACUCAGCACACCCGAUCCUUCCACCAAGCUGAGCACAGAGGCUGACACAGACACCCCCAAGAAGCUCAUGUUUCGUAGACUUAAAAUUGUUAGUGAAGAUGGCAUGGACAGUGCAAUCUCUGAUGCUACCACUGAGCUAGAAGUCAAGGAUGGUAAACAAGACCUUGACCACUUAGAAAACAUCCCUGUGGAAGAAAAGGAAGAGUUAUAGUCACAACAGCUACUUACACAGCAACUGCCUGAAUGUAAAGUUGACAGUGAAAUCACUGUGGAGGCCAGUAAGCUACCCACAUCUGAACCAGAGGCUGACACUGAAAUAGAGCCUAAAGAGAGCAAUGGCACAAAACUAAAAGAACCUAUUGCUGAGGAAACACCAUCCCAAGAUGAAGAGGAGGGUGUAUCUUGUGUGGAAAGUGAGAAGAGCCAGGAACAGCCAGAUCAAACCGUAGAUAUAAGUGAUUUGGCCACCAAGCUCCUGGACAGUUGGAAAGAAGUUGGAAUUCCAAAGAAAAGUCAAACUGAAAAGGAGAAUACAAUAACUGAAAAAGGAAGGGAUGCUGUUGGGUUCCGAGAUGAAACUGCCCCAAAGUCUCCUAACAGGUCAAGAGAGAGAGACCCAGAGAAGCAAACUCAGAAUAAAGAGAAAAGGAAACGAAGGGGCUCCCUCUCACCACCUUCUGCCUAUGAGCAGGGAACAAAAAGGCCAGAUGACAGAUAUGACACACAAAUAUCUAAAAAGAAAGUACAAACUAAAGACUGCAAUAAACUUUCUACGAAAUUGUUUGAGCAAGAGGUGGCUCAGCAGGAGUCUCAGAAACAACAGCAGCAGAUGCAGAACCUGGGAAUGACAUCUCCAUUGCCCUAUGACUCUCUUGGCUACAAUGCCCCUCAUCAUCCCUUUGCUGGCUACCCACCAGGGUAUCCCAUGCAGGCCUAUGUGGAUCCCAGCAACCCUAAUGCUGGAAAGGUGCUCCUCCCCACACCUAGCAUGGACCCUGUGUGUUCUCCUGCUCCUUAUGAUCAUUCUCAGCUCUUAGUAGGACAUUCUGCAGAAUCCCUUGCUGCCCCUCCAGCUGUGCCAGUGGUGUCACAUGUGACAGCCUCCGUGGAAGUUUCCAGUUCACAGUAUGUGGGCCAGAGUGAUGGUGUGGUACACCAAGACUCCAGCAUUGCCAUCUUGCCAGUGCCAGCCCCAGGCCCAGUCCAGGGACACAAUUACAGUGUUUGGGAUUCAAACCAACAGUCUGUCAGUGUACAACAGCAGUACUCUCCUGCACAGUCUCAAGCAACCAUAUAUUAUCAAGGACAGACCUGUCCAACUGUCUGUGGUGUGACAUCACCCUAUUCACAGACAACUCCACCAAUUGUACAGAGUUAUGCCCAGCCAAGUCUUCAAUACAUCCAGGGACAACAGAUGUUCACAGCUCACCCACAAGGAGUAAUGGUACAGCCAAUGGCGGCCGUGUCUACGAUAGUUGCACCAGGGCAGCCUCAGCCCUUCCAGCCACUGGAGAUGGUUGUGACAAAUAAUCUUCUAGAUAUGCCACCCCCAUCUCCUCCCAAACCAAAAACCACUGUCUUGCCCCCCAACUGGAAGACAGCCCGAGAUCCAGAAGGGAAGAUUUAUUACUAUCCUGUGAUCACAAGGCAGACUCAGUGGGAUCCUCCUACUUGGGAAAGCCCAGGAGGUGAUACCAGUCUUGAGCAAGGAGCUGAGAUGGACCUGGGAACUCCAACAUAUGAUGAAAACCCUAUGAGGACCUUAAAAAAGCCUAAGACAGCAGAAGCAGACACUUCCAGUGAGCUGGUUAAGAAAAGCAAAGAAGUAUUCAGAAAAGAGAUGUCCCAGUUCAUCGUCCAGUGCCUGAACCCUUAUUGGAAACCUGACUGCAAAGUGGGAAGAAUUACCACAACCGAAGACCUCAGACACCUCGCUCGAAAGCUGACUCCCGGCGUUAUGAAUAAGGAGCUGAAGUACUGUAGGAACCCAGAGGACCUGGAGUGCAAUGAGGAUGUGACACUCAAAACCAAGGAGUACAUUAAGAAGUAUAUGCAGAAGUUUGGGGCUGUUUACAAACCCUAAGAGGCCACUGACUUAGAGUGACUUACGGGACCAGGAUGGGAGGACGGGGGAACAAGGGGGACACACUCUGGGGAGAAGUCCUGUGGGUCCUCUCUGCCCCACCCCACUGUCAGGACUGUGCUGCUGAUGACACAUCACCCUGGGGAAUUCAAACCUGCAGAUUUCAACUGAAAGCCACAAAAAUGAGCUCCAUCUACAACAAGUGAUCCCUGGUCAUGAGCUGUUGGGGUAUGGUUGUUAGAGGCCAGCAGAGGCGAGGGCUUAUGGGAGACCCUUUUCUCUAAGACCUGGGCCAGGCCUGACCCCACUCUCAAACCUGGGUCUCCUUGGUGGUGCUGUC
Manis pentadactyla (Chinese pangolin) is the source of this 6679-nucleotide messenger RNA. Its product is annotated as histone-lysine N-methyltransferase SETD2-like. Gene Ontology annotation, cellular component: nucleus; chromosome. Lineage: Eukaryota; Metazoa; Chordata; Mammalia; Pholidota; Manidae. The record is from RefSeq and is a predicted model, not a curated record. Gene Ontology annotation, biological process: regulation of DNA-templated transcription. Gene Ontology annotation, molecular function: histone H3K36 methyltransferase activity; protein binding.